Chenopodium quinoa (quinoa) is the source of this 3185-nucleotide messenger RNA. Its product is annotated as sucrose synthase-like. The transcript is spliced from 13 exons. Gene Ontology annotation, molecular function: sucrose synthase activity. Gene Ontology annotation, biological process: sucrose metabolic process. The record is from RefSeq and is a predicted model, not a curated record. The coding region runs from base 450 to 2831 and encodes 793 amino acids. NCBI's taxonomy places the organism in Eukaryota, Viridiplantae, Streptophyta, Magnoliopsida, Caryophyllales, Amaranthaceae.
UAGGAUUCGAGUAACAUAGGGCAAAAUCUCCAUGACAGGAAAGUAGUUUUUGACAGAAAUAAUAGAAAAAUUAUUGAGAUUUGCACGACUUAUUAUCUCUUUCUUGGAUAGCACUAUAGCAGUGAAUCCUCUUGGGCAAUAUAUUCAAAGGAAUAUAUGCAUAUAUGGAAACUUUCAUAUUAUUAUCCGACUAGAUUUUAGCUUUUUGGUAGAAAAUUUACACGUAUAGUUUUCUUGCUGUGUAGAUAAAAUAUCUUUAAAAUAUCACAUACAGAGCAUGUCAGCAUUGGUGGUAAGAAAUUUACCAAAAAUACUUCUGAUGGUUUUCUUCGGACAAAGGACUCAUCAGCUAUAAAAUCUACAAUCUUUCAUCCUUGUUCAUACAUAUUUUUUUAGCCACUUAUAAUUUCAACUGUCUCUAUUAUUUCCCCCUUCUUCAGUCAAUAAAAAUGUCUGCUAAUCUUAAGGCUCGUUUAGAUGAAGCAUUAUCUACUCACCAAAAUGAGAUUCUCAUGUUCUUCUCGAGAGUUGAGACCCAUGGAAAAGCAAUCCUUCAGCGUCAGCAACUGCUUGCUGAAUUUGAAGAGCUGAAUCUUGCUGAUGGAUUUUUUGCUGAAGUUAUUAGGUCCACUCAGGAAGCAAUAGUUUUCCUUCCAUCAAUUGCUCUUGUUAUUCGUCAGAAUCUGGGUGUCUGGAACUACAUCUCUUUUGACAUCAAGAGUCGUGUGUUUAAGGAACUGACAACGGCAGAGUUUCUAAGACUCAAAGAGAUGGUGGUCGAUGAGAACUUGAAGGAAAAGUUUGUACUCGAACUGGAUUUCGAACCAUCCUGUGGAUCAUUAAAACUUCCCUCUCUUCCCCAGUCAAUUGGGAAUGGCGCUGAGUUCCUCAACUGCAACCUUUCUGCUAAGAUGUUCCAAGACGGAAAAGGCAUGGAUAAUCUUCUUGAUUUUCUCCGAGUUCAUCACUAUAAAGGGAAGUCUUUGAUGUUGAAUGACAAAAUUGAGGACCUGAAUGCUCUUAAGUCUGCAUUGCUUAACGCACAGGAAUAUCUACUCGCCCAACCUCCUUCUAUUCCAUACUCUGACUUUGAGCAGAAGCUCCAGGAGAUUGGAUUUGAGAGAGGAUGGGGUGACAAUGCUGAGCGUUCUUUGGGCAUGAUCAGCCUGCUUCUAGACCUUAUUAAUGCUCCUGAUCCAUCCAGUCUCGAGAAGUUUCUUAGCAGAAUCCCUUUGGUUUUCAACCUCGUAAUUCUAUCUCCUCAUGGUUACUUUGCCCAGGAAAACGUCUUAGGUUAUCCUGACACUGGUGGCCAGGUGGUAUAUAUCUUGGAUCAAGUUCGUGCAUUAGAGGCUGAAAUGAUACUACGCAUUAAGCAGCAAGGACUAGACAUAAUCCCACGAAUCCUUAUUAUCACUCGUCUGCUACCAAAUGUGGCUGGUACCACCUGUGGGCAGCGCCUUGAGAGGGUUUAUGGAACUCAGAACUCUGACAUCAUCCGUGUGCCAUUCAGAACCAAGAAAGGAAUGGUUAAGAAAUGGAUAUCAAGAUUUGAAGUAUGGCCUUACCUAGAGACAUUCACUGAGGAAGUGGCAAAUGAACUUUCCAAGGAGCUGCAAACCACGCCUGAUUUGAUAAUUGGAAACUACAGUGAUGGGAACAUGGUUGCCAUGCUUUUGGCAUAUAAACUAGGAGUUACUAUGUGCACGAUUGCUCAUGCUCUGGAGAAGACAAAGUAUCCAAAUUCAGACGUGUAUUGGAAGGAAUUCGAGGACAAGUACCACUUUUCCUGUCAGUUCACAGCUGAUCUUAUAGCCAUGAACUACACGGAUUUCAUCAUUACUAGUUCAUUUCAAGAAAUUGCUGGAAAUAAGAACAAAGUAGGACAGUAUGAGUCUCACAUGGCGUUCACUCUUCCUGGAUUGUUCCGAGUUGUCAAUGGAAUUAAUGUCUUUGAUCCCAAAUUCAACAUCGUCUCACCAGGAGCUGAUGUGUCAAUAUACUUUCCAUACACCGAAAAGGAGUUGAGAUUUACCCAACUACACCCUGGACUUGAAGAAAUGCUUUAUGGCUCUGUUGAGAACAAGGAAUACAUGGGUGUGCUCAAAGACCGAAACAAGCCAAUCAUAUUUUCUAUGGCAAGACUUGAUCGAGUGAAGAACAUCACAGGACUUGUUGAGUGGUAUGGAAAAAACAAGAGGCUUCAGGAAUUGGUUAACCUUGUAAUAGUGGCUGGAGACCGGAGUAAAGAGUCUCAGGACAAUGAGGAAAGGGAGGAGCUAAAGAAGAUGUAUGAACUCAUAGAAAAAUACAACUUGAAUGGGCAGUUUAGGUGGAUUUCUGUUCAGAUGAGCAGGAUGAAAAAUGGGGAACUUUAUAGGUACAUAGCAGAUACAAAGGGGGCGUUUGUUCAGCCUGCUCUCUACGAAGCCUUUGGGUUGACUGUCAUUGAAGCAAUGACCUCAGGAUUGCCAACUUUUGCUACUUGUAAUGGUGGUCCUGCCGAGAUUAUUACUCAUGGCAAGUCCGGGUUUCAUAUUGAUCCAUACCAAGGUGGUAAAGCAGCUGAACUAAUAGUUGAUUUCUUUGAGAAGUGCAAGGUUGAUCCUACCCAUUGGGAGCUUAUCUCAAAGGGUGGACUAGAACGAAUCCAGGAGAAAUAUACAUGGAAAAUUUACUCAAAGAAGCUGCUCACACUCGCUGGGGUUUAUGGCUUUUCGAAGUAUACUUCUAAGCCUGAUAAGAGCAAGGCUAAUCGCUACAUUGAGAUGUUGAUGGCCAUUGGGUAUAACAAGUUGGUGGAAUCAGUCCCUCUUGCUGCCGAGGAGUAAAUUGUAAAGGAUAUAACUUGUGGUGCACGUUGCUACGAGCCUUGUUCCUAUGAUUGAUUUCUAUAGUUUUGGUCUGAGUAUGUUCGUUCUUAAGUUUUGUAUGUCCUUUAACUUUCUGGAGAGUGUCAAGCAAAAAUUAUAAUAAAUUGAAAACUCAAUAUUUAAAUAAAAGGUAAAUUCUAAAUGAGCUCGCUCAUUUAUUGAUCUUAAUCAUGUUUAUGCCGGCUAUGAUAGAAUAUAGAUUGAUAGUUGGAUUAUAAAACUUAAAUUGUAGGAAGUAAUAAUUAGAAGUUGUAUUUCAACUUUUAAAUGUAAGCAUGAUUUAAAAGCUGGCGCUAUUACACGUGUCAGAAU